AUGAACCCUGUGUUGGAGAGAAAGCCCUGGGAUGUUCACAGUGGAAUUUUUGCUGUUUCUGCCGUGUGUUUAGGUAAGCGGACUACGGCCAUGAACGGGAAAAGGCAGUUUGUUAUAUUCAUUCGUGUCUUCCACAGAAUUUUAAGAUAAAUUACUGUCAGUGAAUAUUUUGAUAAAACGAUAUGAAGAUCUUAAUCUUAAAAACCAAUUGAAAAUACACUUGUUCUUAGUCUGGCAUAGUUUAUUAUAUAUAAAGGAGGGAGAUCAGUUGAUCUUGAGCAGUAUCCUUCGUGGCAUAACGAAUAAGAGUCAAAACAUUUUUUUUGCAAGUCUUUAGUUAGAUGAAUGUAUAAUGAAUUGUGACUGGGGUGUUUACAAAAGCAAAACAAAAAGCAGAAAUAAUUUUCCUGUUUUAAGCGAAAACAUGUUUCAUCCAACUGUAAACGUUUUGCAAGAUAUACUUCUAACCGGCUUUAUGCUAAACUUUAACCUAUUUUCAACAUUAAUUACAGGCUUUUGGAUCACGUCUGAUCUUCCGAUCGCUACGUAGAAAACAAACUCCUCGAAAAUUAUAAAAGGAAAUUUCGACAACCUAACGGAAUUGUGAUUUUCUAGAAAAAUCUGGACAAUUAGAAGUUAUGAAGAACGUACUUAAUUAUAAAAAGUCCAUUUUGGAAAAAAUAAAAAUCAUGUACUUUACUUAAUACUCAGACAUUGCGAUGCGAUAUUUACAGAUGUUUGAAGUCUGGAUAUAAUUUUCCCAUGUCUACCGAUCUACAGGGUUAAAACGAACAGCAAAUAAUAUUUAUUUUGCAAGAUUUUGGCACGAAAACUUAAUAAUCGUACGUAAACAAGAUCUUUAAUCCCAGAAUACAGACUUGGGGCAAACUACCUUGCUCUAGAGAUCUAUUUGUUCAAAAGAUGUAUCUUUCUAGGGGGGCGAAUCCAAAUAAAAGUGUCGGGGAUGCUCAUCCGAAAAUUCAAAUUAAAUCCCAAAGGGAGACCAAUGAGGGUGUGGCUCAAGCUUAAACUGACCCCUAAGAGAGAUUUCUGUUUGGUCAGUGUCAGGGCAUUUUUUGUAAAUUAUUUUUUGAUGCACGGUACUGAACGAUACCUGAGUGGGUAAAUAUAGUGACUUUCCAUCCCAAACACCCAAAGCGAGACGAUGAGCAUCUCAUACGGGAGCUCCCCCAGGGAUAUCUUUAAGGUAGCGUAGUAGCAAUGACUAAGCGUAAGGUCAAGAUGGCUGGAUAUUGGCCUCGUUCGUUUUGCGUUUUUACAGACCGAGACAAAGUCGACAUUCAUAAAAAGCAAAAAUGAAUCGGGCCAAUAGGCCGCCAUCUGACGAAACAAGCUUGAUCCGAAUAAAGAAUGAAUUAUUUGGCCAAAAAGAAAACUUUUUCUUGUGGGACCAACGCGGGAAAUCCCUGGCGGGCAAGGAAGGCCCAUCUUGGCCACUUUGGUAGCUAAUUAGAACAAGAAACUCGUUUCAUCUUGCCCGCUCGCAGGAGGCAGAGGCUACAGGCAGAAAAAAAAUUAAAGCCAAGGAACCAUUGUUUCAACAGGCUUAAUCCUCAUCAUUGGACUUCUUGGCAAUGGAAUCGUGCUAGCAGUAAUCUCAAACUUGCGCCGGCGAGGUCACAAAACGUCCGUUCAGCUCUUCCUCGUUAACUUGGCCGUCUCAGAUCUGAUGGUGUGUUUGCUGUGCAUUCCCCUGACCAUCUUUGUAAAUUUUUAUUACCCAAAUAAAAUAGCCGAAAGAGAGGUUGGUUUCUGCAAGCUGGCACGAGUUAUGCAGGUAUAGAUUUUAAUUUACAUUGUUUUAACUGUAACGAUUUCAGAGGACCUGGUGAACUAAUAGGCGUCGACACCACUAAUCAAGCAGAAUAAUUAAAAUUAAUGUUUCAGUGAAAACAGUUAAGAUCAAAGCUGUUUAAUCUAGCUUGAAUAAUGUUCCCAGGGCACCAGUUCCAGAGGCGGAUCUAGGGGGAGGGUGCAGGGGGUGCGCCCCCCCCCCCCCGAGAUGACCUGCGGUUUCCUAAUAAAACUGGUAUUCUGCAAAAAAAAAAAAAACUACGUGGUUUAUUGGUGUUGAAGUACAGCAAGAGACGAGUGCACCCCCUCCUAAGAAAAAUCCUGGAUCCGCCCCUGACUUCAUUUCUUUGCUAACGACGCACGUCAGCCAGAACUGCCCUUUUUGCAAUCAUUAGCAGUAAUCUCUCGCCUAAAUGUUUCGGCAAGUCCUCUCUACAAGAGCCAAGACACUAUAGCUAAACAUUACAAAUUUCAGCGUCAGCAACGUCAAGAAUUAAAAGGGAAAACCGCAGCGCACCUCACUUUCCUUUUCUCACGUGAUUGACCAAAACGCUUUGUUUAAACUUCCACAAUUAUGCCCAGACGAAGAAAAUAAGUAGUUGAACCAGUCAGAGACAACAACCGGAACUUUCACCUGCACCCACUGAGGAAACAUCAGUAACAAUAAACGUGUCUUUUCCUGUCUUCAAGAAAAGUGCGAUUUUAUUUGUUGCUUAUUAAUAUGUGGACAUGUCCUUGAUGCAAGGUUUACCCUAGAUGAUAUUUUGCUGGAUUAUUCCUGACGAAUCCGAAGCGUUUUGGUAUCGGAUUGGUUUGGUCAAUAAGUCAGCAGAUUUUAAAUCGGAAAUCUAAAGCCGAAUGUUUUGUUCAGAGAUUACUGUUCAACGUUUUGUAGUGUAAGUAAUUCUUCCAACGAACCCGGAUACAGUUUUCCGCUAGUGAUCAUAUGAGUUGGCGGUAAAACCAAUUGAGAGGAAAAUGACGGGCGUAAAAGUUCCCGCUUGAAUGUCUCUGGAUUUAUCGAUGUCGGCAAACGCUGGCGAAUCCACUAAAAUACCCUGAAUAUAUUCAAUGUGAAAACACUUAUGAAUGCAAAAACCACUGGCCUCCAGUGCAAACCUUGCCUGUUAUUUUACUGUACGAAAUAUGAUAAUAUAUACGACUUUUCGUAUCUUCUUCACCUGUAGUCAAACCAUAUCCACAGUAUUCAAUAUUUACUUUAUUCCUUUUCCGUAGCACCUUAACCCAGUGAUCUCAGUCAGCCUGAUGACAGCAAUAAGUGUUGAUCGGUACAUGACAUUUGUGAAGCAGGAAUUAACGUGCAUCAAUAGAGCUUGGUAUCUCAGGCCGGUCUGGUUGAUCUUCUUUGCUUGGGUAUAUGGUACAGUUCAAUGCCUUCCGAUUUUUUAUACAAGCAAUUUCAUUCCUCUUGAUUAUAAUAACAGCACCAUCUACUACUGCAGUACUACACACGGCCAGUCUCUUGUUGGGAAGAUUUACCUCGCUGCCUCAGUCUUACUUGGGUUCGUGAUACCCUUAGCAGUCUUAACUAUAUCAUAUCGCAGAAUUAUAAAAGUGAUAUCGACCAGGGAUCGCAGACUUUCCGCGACUGUAGGGAGUAUAUACAAUCCCACAAUCACAAAUGCCAAGUUGCUGGAAAAGUCCAGAAGAAGGGUUCUUCGCGUGUUGGUGAUUGUAGUUGUUUGUUUUGUUGUCUGCUGGUUGCCUUUCGCUGUCUACUUUGGGCUACUGGUGCAGCAUCUCAGGGAAUUUCCGAACGUUAUGGAUCCGGUGAGUCUCAUAACCUAUGGACUGGGCAUAUCAAACUCAGUCUUUAACCCUUUUAUUUACUUCUUCAACGUUUGCGGUAAGUCCUGUCGUUCUAUGAGAAGUAGAUUUCUUGAGGUAAUGGGAAGUAGCCGGGAGAGGACAUCACUGGAAAGUGUAAGAACAAGCUCGACCUGUUCAAGGACCGCCUGCGUAGCCGAACAAGACAAGGACGUAGUAGAGUUAGAUGUAACCUCUCCUUCUCCUGUCCGAUCAGACAUCGAUAAUACAUGUACAAGAGUUGCAUUCGUGAAUGAACUUGCAGAGUUUCAAGGAGAAGGUCUGGAUACCAAGUUCUAA
Porites lobata is the source of this 3942-nucleotide messenger RNA. The record is from the annotation of a GenBank genome assembly. NCBI's taxonomy places the organism in Eukaryota, Metazoa, Cnidaria, Anthozoa, Scleractinia, Poritidae.